Paramacrobiotus metropolitanus is the source of this 8199-nucleotide messenger RNA. Its product is annotated as serine/threonine-protein kinase mTOR-like. Gene Ontology annotation, molecular function: protein serine/threonine kinase activity; protein binding; protein-containing complex binding. Lineage: Eukaryota; Metazoa; Tardigrada; Eutardigrada; Parachela; Macrobiotidae. Gene Ontology annotation, cellular component: TORC1 complex; nucleus; TORC2 complex. Gene Ontology annotation, biological process: negative regulation of macroautophagy; TOR signaling; protein phosphorylation. The record is from RefSeq and is a predicted model, not a curated record.
UGGUAGGAACUAGGAAGCAUACUGCGUGUUUGCAGUGAUUGCAUUGUUUGUAGUAAGCAGUACUCAACAGUAGCCAUAAAAAUACCAGUUACAAAAUUCGGAAGCGUUGGGAAACUACACAGUUAAAAUUUAAAAAUUAAAAAAGUCAAAAUCUCUAUCCUCGACGGCCCUGGUUAGCACUUAUUUAAAAUCAAAGGUCACGCGACUAGCAAACUGUGGGGCUGUUUUCAGCAACGGCAAUGAUUGAAGAAAGUGUAAGCUGUAAUCCAUCCCAGCCAGACUGCCGGUUGCGGCUGCGGCAGCGGGGACGAUUGGACGCUAAUUGUAAAUGUUAUUUUCCGGAGAACAGGUAAAAAAAACAGGAGGGGCCCUCGUCUUUCCUCAGUUUUUAUCUCAAUUUGUAAGCUGGUUUUGGAUGUUCCUUAUGGUUGUGGACAUUUCCCGUAAUAAUGCAGCACGCUAAUGCUGCGUGAUAAAGCGCGUACUGGUUCGCUGCUUCAAUCAGCUGAUUGAACACAGUGUUUCCCUCGACUCGACUCAUGAGAACCUUCAUUUGGGUUUGAAAAGUUUUAACGGCAACAUAGAUUUAGCGUUGCAGCGAUGGCAUCGCCCUCGACGAAGUCCUACUCUACCUCCGUAACGCAGUACAUGAGUGGUCUGAAGAGCCGGAAUGAAGAUACCAGAUCGCAGGCAUCACGGGAAUUGCGGCGCUACAUCAGUGGGGAAUUGCAGGAAGUUAGUCGAGAGGAGUUGGCAGCCUUUCUGGACGAAGUCAAUUCUUAUCUGGGGGAUUUGGCUUCCAGUGAACGGACAGAUAUCAGCGAGAAAAAAGGAGUAAUUCUAGCUAUCGCUACGUUGAUUGAGUUGGAUGUGGGAACCACGCAUUCGCGAAUCGCUCGUUAUGCCCAGUAUCUUCGUUCAAUGCUUCCCUCCUCGGACCUGGCGCAGACCGAACUAGCCGCUAAAGCCAUCGGCAAACUGGCGAUUGUCAGCGGGACAUACACCGCCGAGUACGUGGACUACGAGAUCAAGCGGUGCUUUGAGUGGCUCAGUGAACGCAAUCCCAGCGAGAACAAGCGUUACGCCGCUGUCUGCGUACUGAAAGAGCUGGGCAAUAACUGUCCCACCUUCUUCUUCCAGCAUGUACAGCAAUUUUUCGACUGCAUAUUCACGGCGGUUGAUCUGAAACCCUACAUUCGCGAACGUGCGGCGGAAGCUGUGCGGGCGGCUAUUGUUGUUACGGCCCAACGCGAGACACGCGAGCAUUCUAAGUCGGCAUGGUACGGACAGUGUUACGGGAUGGUGGUGACGGAGCUGCGCACCAAGCCCAGUGGAAAGGAAGAACGCAUCCACGGGGCUCUGUUGGUGUUGUGCGAAUUGUUGCGCUGUGCAAGUGUCGACGCGGAGCGGACGAGAAACAGUAUGGAAGAUGCUAUCAAGCAGCAGUCGGAAGUGGAUCUUAAUGCAGUUGCACGUCAGUCGCGAAUGCGCAAGCGGUUUCCAUUCGGAGCAGCUUUCGCUAAGGACCAUCCGAGUGAGGCCAGAACGAUUCACCAAGAAACCGGUGAACACAAGUUAUUUGAAAGUCAUGCUUGCAAAGAGCUGCUGGCUAACGAUUUUAACAAGAUCUGUAACGAUGUAAUGGCUCAGCGCAAUUCCAAAAGUCAAAAUGUCCAAUCUGCGGUUAUGCAGUUGAUACCUCGGUUAGCGGCAUUCCAGACCCAGUUGUUCAUUAAGGCUCAUCUGAAUGAUGCGGUGACAUACAUCCUAUCCAAUAUUAAACGCGAUCGACAGCAGACCUUCUUGACCAUCGGAUUCCUUUCUGUGGCCUUGGGGGAAAAUAUCAAAACACAACUACCGAAAGUCAUGGAUUUGCUGCGAACCACUCUACGGUCCAAAGAUGGAAAUACCAAAAAGAAAACAGUUCCUGAUGAUUCGGCAUACAUCUGUUUGUGCAUGCUGGCUAGAUCAGUCGGCAGCAGCAUGCAGGAUGAAUUGGAGGAUAUCCUCGAUGUUGCGCUUUCCGGUCAACUACGCCCAACAUUAGUGGCCGCACUGAAAGAAAUCUGUGUGGCGGUGCCGAAACUGCGCAAAACCAUACAAGACGGUCUCUUGAAAGUGCUUUCAUUGGUUUUAAUGCACAGACCGCUGCAGCAUCCAGGAGCACCUAGAGAUAACACUCCCAUAGUGACUGCUCCUACUGAUGAUGUUUUUACAGUUGUAUUGGCGCUGCGAACUUUAGGCAACUUCGACUUUGAAGGGUCUCUUGGUGGUCAUUCUCUGAUGCCGUUUGUUCAGUAUUGUGCCGAACAUUUUAUAAACAGCGAAGAUAAAAGUAUUCGCAUUGAAGCUGUUUCAACCUGCUCUAAACUGUUGUUACCGAUUAUACAAUCCUCGAUGAAGCCUCCUGGACAGUUCGCAAGCCCGACGGUGUUCAGCAUGGUCUCAGACAUAUUAAAAAAAUUGUUAAUUGUUGGAAUCACAGAUCCCUUUCCCGACAUCAGGUUUUGUGUAAUGUCUUCAUUGGACGAAAACUUUGAUAUUCAUCUUGCUCAAUCGGAAAAUUUGAAUUGCUUAUGUUUGGCUUUGAAUGACGAAAUGUUUGAUGUGCGAGAAAUUGCCAUUUGCAUCCUUGGUCGGCUAAGUGGACUGAAUCCAGCUUAUGUUAUGCCGAUACUAAGAAAAGUUUUGAUACAGUUGCUGAAUGAAUUGGAACACAGCGGAGUAAACAAAAACAAGGAACAAACUGCCAAACUAUUGGGCCAUUUAAUCGCUACCGCGCCUGCUCUUAUGAGAUCGUAUUCGGAGCCUAUCCUAAAGGCUCUUGUGCAUAAACUGCACGAUCAGGACUGCAGCAACGUUGUUAUCAUCAACAUCCUUGGCGCCGUCGGUGAAUUGGCUCGAAUCAGCUGCCCGACCAGUAUCCGGGAGAUUAAGAAGCGACUGGACGACAUUUUGGCCAUAAUUCUAACCAUCCUCCAGGAUCCUACGUCACCUACGAAACGAGAAUUUGCCUUAUGGACUUUGGGGAGACUGGUCGAAUGCACGGGAUGCGCCAUUGAGCCGUACAACAAAUUUCCAGUUCUACUUGAGACUCUAAUCGGAUUUUUGAAGAAUGAGCAGUCGCAGUCUUUGCGGCGGGAGACCAUCCGGGUGUUGGCUCUUGGGGCGCUCGAUCCUUAUGCACAUAAGGUCAAUCUGGGUGUAAUUGAAACCGGACUAGAUGCCUCGUCGCCUGUGGUGGGUCAGCCAGAACCCAUUGCCAUGGUUGAUGGAUCUCAGGAUACAACCCAAAUUCACGAAAUGCUGAUAUCAAUGAGCUCAGUCAACCUGGAGGAAUAUUAUCCAGCCGUAGCUAUCCAUGUGCUGAUGCGUAUUCUGAACGAUUCCACGCUGUCUCAGUACCAUACUAUGGUUGUUCAGGCCAUACAUUUUAUAUUUAAGAGCCUGGGUGUUAAGUGUGUACCAUAUAUUCCUCAAGUAAUACCCCAGUUCAUCAACGUGGUCAAAGCGUCUAACGAUGCGGUUUUUCGGGAAUUUUUGUUGCAACAAAUGGGCGCCUUGGUGUCCAUUGUGCAGCAGCAUUUGCGACCCUUUUUGUUGGCGAUCGUCAACCUGAUUCGCGAUUCUUGGACGGUGACCUCGCUGAUGCAAAUCACACUCAUCCAGUUGUUAGAGCAACUAGUCGUGGCGCUGGGUCCAGAUUUGCGACCGCACAUUUCCCACUUGCUGCCGCAGAUUUUGCGUAUCCUGAUCAAUGAUCCCAGUCCAGAAAGGAAUGUUACGGCCAAGUUGUUGAUCGCUUUGCAAAAAUUUGGACCGGUUUUGGAUGAUUAUUUGCACACACUGCUGGCACCAAUCGCCAAACUUUUAGAUACGAAAGAGGUUCCGUUGAGCGUGAAGAAACUGGUGUUAGAGCUCAUAAAAACAUUGGCAGAUACCAAUGAUCUUUCAGAAUACGCUGGACUGAUUGUCCAUCCCAUUGUUCGACUACUAGAAUCUACUCCUGAGCUCCAUUCCGCAGCCAUGGAUGCUUUAACUGCGGUACUAAAGCAGCUGGAUAAGAAGUUCGAGAUUUUCAUCCCGCUUAUUGAGAGAGCGAUGAUCAAGAAUCGGAUCACUCAUCACCAGUAUGGGUUGUUGGUCAAUCAGCUGCGUAACGGACACUCUACGGAGCAGGAAGAAGGUUCUGCGAGAAACAGGCGCUACUACAUGGGCGGACGAACGCCGCGGCCGACUGGCGAAAGUGUGGAUAACAACGGGACGAUGAAAAAUUUGGAUGUUAUCGUGGACAGUCUGCGCCGGGCGUGGUCAACAGCACGAUGCGCCUCCAAGGAUGACUGGAUUGAAUGGUUGCGAAGAUUAAGUUUGGAGUUGCUCAAAGAAUCUCCGGCUCCUUCGCUGCGAUGCUGCUGGGCUCUGGCGCAGUCAUAUCCGGCAGUGGCUAAAGAACUCUUUAAUGCCGCAUUCGCUUCCUGCUGGACUGAACUAACGGAACAGCAGCAAGAUGAAUUGAUUAAAAGUUUAGAAGAAGCCCUUAUGCGCCAGGAUAUACCGGAAAUCACUCAGGCGCUGCUAAAUUUGGCCGAGUUUAUGGAACAUUGCGAAAAGGGACCUUUGCCGUUGGAGCCACAACUGUUGGCCGAUUUAGCCAUGCGCUGCCGUGCCUAUGCUAAAGCGUUGCAUUAUAAGGAAAACGAAUUUCAUACCAGUCCAUCGUCAGAAGUCUACGAAGCGCUCAUCAGCAUUGACAACAAGUUACAACAGCCGGAAGCCGCUGCGGGAAUUCUAAAUUAUGCGAAACUUCGUGGAGCUGAAUUAAAGGAGUCGUGGUAUGAAAAGCAGCACGAGUGGGAAGCAGCAUUAGUGGCCUAUGAGCGGAAGCAGGAGCAAAAUCCUGUGGACGAAGAACUGCUCCUGGGUCGGAUGCGCUGUUUGGAGGCUUUGGGUGACUGGCAACAUCUACACCAACUGGCCCAAGAACGCUGGCCAAACGUUGGCGAUGAUCUGAAGCAGAGAAUGGCUCGUAUGGCAUCCGCCUCGGCAUGGGGUUUGCACCGGUGGGAUAACAUGGAGGAAUACGUGUGCCUGAUUCCACGAGAUUCGUUUGAUGGCGCUUUCUACCGAGCAGUGCUGGCGCUGCAUCAGGACCAGUUUAUCUAUGCGCAAUCGUUAAUUGAUAAGGCCCGGGAUUUGUUGGACUCAGAUCUGACAUCGAUGGUGGGAGAGAGCUACAGCCGAGCAUAUGGAUCGAUGAUCUUGACCCAACAGCUGGCAGAACUGGAAGAAGUGGCGCAGUACAAGCUGUACCCUGAGCGCCGACAAAACAUCAAAGAUACAUGGUGGAAGCGCUUGUUAGGAUGUCAGAGAGUCGUAGAGGACUGGCAACAUAUUCUUCAGGUGCGGAGUUUAGUUUUGAGUCCCCAAGAAGAUAUGCGGGCUUGGUUGAAAUUCGCCAGUUUGUGCCGGAAGACACGCCAUGUAUCAUUGGCGCAGCGCGUGCUUUAUAUGUUGCUGGGAUAUGAUCCUCGUCGUCAGCCUGGAACUCCCGUACCAACCAAUGCACCAGCUCUGUUUUUUGCCGUAAUGAAGUACAUGUGGCAGACGGAGGAGAAAAACGAUGCUUUCAAGCAGCUGCAGCAAUUUGUCGUAUCCGCGCAGCAAAUGCGCUCCGCUAACGUGCUGGAUCCCGUUGUAAUUGAAUUCAACAAGCUGCUCGCAAAAUGUUUCCUUCGCUUGGGGCAGUGGCAGGAACAACUGAAUGAAAGGACCGCACAAGAUGACCGUAAUAUUGCCCAGAUUAUUCAAUGUUAUAAUGCGGCUACACAGUACGAUCCGUCCAGUUACAAAGCUUGGCAUUCAUGGGCUUCGAUGAAUUUCGAAGCGGUUCUUUUCCAUAAACACCGCUUCCAGCAGCAAACAGGCGUAGGAGCGGGGGAUACGUUGGCGCAGUACGAAGGAUUCAGUAUAGGUGCAUCGCGCAGCACCUCCAGUCCGCUGCCCUUCAACACCGCCGUCAUCCAGCUGUACUGCAUUCCGGCCAUCAAGGGUUUCGUCAGCUCCAUUGCAUUAUGUCGUGGUAGUGCCUUGCAGGACAUCUUGCGACUACUGACACUGUGGUUCGAUUAUGGACACAUUCAAGAAGUGUACGAGACUUUGUUGGACGUCCUGAAAAAUAUCCAGAUUGAUAACUGGUUACAGGUGAUACCACAGUUAAUUGCCCGCAUCGAUACGCCGCGGCAAUUGGUGUCGAAACUAAUUUGUCAGUUGUUGACGGAUAUUGGACGGGUGCAUCCGCAGGCAUUGAUAUAUCCGUUGACGGUGGCGUCGAAGGCAACAGUGGAAGCUCGAAAGAACGCUGCUAAUCGCAUACUGAAAAACAUGCGCGAGCACAGUGCUAAUUUAGUGAACCAGGCCUCAAUGGUCAGUGAAGAACUGAUCAGAGUGGCCAUAUUGUGGCAUGAAAUGUGGCACGAGGCGCUGGAAGAGGCAUCGCGACAGUAUUUCGGUGAACACAACGUCAAAGGCAUGCUGGCAACUGUGGAGCCUCUUCAUCAGAUGUUGGAGAAUGGUCCGCAAACGCUGAAAGAGACAUCGUUUCACCAGGCAUACGCUAGAGAUCUCAUGGAAGCCCACGAAUGGUGCAGAAAAUACCAGCGCACCGGAAACCAGAAAGAAUUAACGCAUGCUUGGGAUUUGUACUACCACGUUUUCCGUAGAAUAUCCAAACAGCUUCCGCAGAUGACUUCGUUAGAAUUACAAUACGUAUCGCCACGUUUAACGGGUUGCCGUGAUUUGGAAUUGGCCGUACCGGGCACUUACGAUCCCGGUCAUCCGAUUGUCCGCAUUUCGGAAGUAUUGGGUCAAGUGCAAGUGAUCACGUCGAAACAGCGACCGCGAAAGAUAUGCAUUAAAGGUAGUAACGGAAAAGACUACACAUUUUUGCUGAAAGGUCACGAGGAUCUACGGCAAGAUGAGCGAGUAAUGCAGCUGUUCGGCUUAGUGAACAGUCUCUUGCUCGAUAAUCCCGACACAGCCAGAAGAAACUUGACCAUUCAGCGCUACGCUGUGAUUCCGCUGAGCCCAAACAGUGGCUUGCUUGGCUGGGUUCCCCACUGUGAUACCCUACAUGCAUUAGUUCGAGAUUACCGUGAUAAAAAGAAAAUUCUUCUGAACAUCGAACAUCGCAUCAUGCUAAGGAUGGCACCAGACUACGAUCAUUUGACACUGAUGCAGAAAGUCGAAGUUUUUGAGCACGCUCUGGAGAAUACAAAUGGCGAUGAUCUAGCGAAAGUAUUAUGGCUGAAAAGCCCUAGUUCUGAGGAUUGGUUUGACAGAAGAACCAAUUACACGCGUUCGUUAGCUACCAUGUCCAUGGUUGGCUACAUUCUGGGUUUGGGUGAUCGGCAUCCUUCGAAUUUGAUGAUGCAUCGGUUAAGUGGGAAGAUUUUGCACAUUGAUUUUGGUGAUUGCUUUGAAGUUGCCAUGCAUCGCGAAAAGUUCCCGGAGAAGAUUCCCUUCCGAUUGACGCGAAUGUUAAUUAACGCUAUGGAGGUGACCGGCAUCGAGGGCAACUACAAAGCAACGUGCGCCAAUGUUAUGACUGUACUAAGGAACAACAAAGACAGCGUGCUAGCCGUUUUGGAGGCGUUUGUGUAUGAUCCGCUUUUUAACUGGAGAUUAUUAGAUGCUAAGAAAGGGUCUUUCCGUUCCGGUGAGCCUCUGGUGUCGUCCUUUAUGGAACGCUCUGACAGCGAGGAAUCGUUCCGCUAUGAGCCCAGCCCUGUGGGGUCGAUUCGUUCGUCCACGGACGCGGCGCUGGACAUGGAUGCCAACCAGCCAGAAAUUGUCAAUAAGAAAGCCGUGGCUAUAUUGAAUCGUGUGCGAGAUAAACUGGCAGGCCGAGAUUUCUCUCGUGACUCCCUGGAUGUGCCAUCGCAGGUCAAUCUGCUCAUUAGUAAAGCAACGUCUCACGAGAAUUUAUGCCAGUGUUACAUUGGCUGGUGUCCGUUUUGGUAAAGCGCAAUGGUGUCAUAUUUUGUGAUUUUGAUUGUUUAUUUGUCUGUUUUUUUAACUGAUUUUUGAAUUUUUGCUUGUUGGUCGUUUUGUCACAUUACAUAACUGCAGAAUUUUAACAGAAUCAACUACAUGUAUAAAAAUCUGGCCCAUGAGAAACGUGUGGUCGUUACAAAACAUAAA